CCUUUUUUUCUCCGACCCAGCUUUAAUCCCUCAAAUAGAACCUAUCAGACCUAUAUAACCUACAAUGUCAAUCAUUCCCACUGCGAUUCCCGGUGCCUUUCCUGGGCCUAUAGCCUCGCCCGAAAGUCGCCAUCCCAACGAGCUCAUGCUACACGCCUCAACCAUAUCCAAGCAGUACCAGUCCGCUGCCCGAAACCACCUCUUGUCGCAAUUCGAUCUCCUAGCCACCUUCUACAUCUGCCUAAUCUUUCUAUACGAUUACAACAUCCUUCUUCUUGUGGUGCGUUUAGUGCUCCAGUCGUUUUUGUCCUUGGCGGUGGACACACCCAUGAACACGAUCAUCCCCCCGUUAGCGGUAUACCAGGCCACUGUCUUUGUGAACGUCGGCUCCCUCAUCAUCCACGGGGUCUAUGGUCAGGCCGUAUCGUCUCGGGCUGACGGCUACAUAUUUGGCCACUACAUCAUCCAGGUAAUCGGCCAGCAACAGCUCUCGUCGCGGUAUCCACUAUUAUUAUUAGACUUUGUGUUGAUCACCCUCAACAUGGCGCUCUUUGACAUGAACUUUGGGCUGAAAGUGAUGAAGGAACACCGUUUGGGCGAAAUCAGAAGCGAGGGUCCGGACGGGAAUGCACAGUCGGUAGUGACUGUGAACCUUUCUGGCGUGUUCAAAGGAAAGUUUUUGCAGAGAUUGAUACAUUACAGCGAGGAAAUGGCGGAGCUGGACGAGGUGGAUCGGAUCGCAGCGAUAACUCAGUUGUAUGGGGCGGUAUAGCGAGCGAGCUUCACUAACUGGCAUAAUUAACGUUUAUCUAUUUACCCAAAACGAUCCGCGAUUAGCGUGGGACCUCAUUAACAGUGAAAAUUUUCAUAGUCCCCCCCUACAGCAGUUUGUUCUAAAUACAAUUUAUAAGUUAUUUCACCGCCUGUUCUGAGCCAAUAUAUAGCAAGAAUUUAACGCCUUACACUAAGGAA
This is a messenger RNA of Babjeviella inositovora NRRL Y-12698, 972 nucleotides long. RefSeq lists its product as uncharacterized. NCBI's taxonomy places the organism in Eukaryota, Fungi, Ascomycota, Pichiomycetes, Serinales. Gene Ontology annotation, biological process: SREBP signaling pathway; protein processing. Gene Ontology annotation, cellular component: Dsc E3 ubiquitin ligase complex. The record is from RefSeq and is a predicted model, not a curated record. Bases 65 to 772 code for a protein of 235 amino acids. The transcript has a single exon.